GGCCCGGAGGCUGAGGUUCCUUAGACCCGGCAGACAGCAGGGGAGUGGCCAUGGGGCAUCCGCAGUCCGCGCCGCCGCUGCUGCUGCUGCUGCUGCUGUUGCUGCUGGCUCUGGGUGCCCAGGCUUUCAGGGCCAACCCUAUCCUGUGGCCCCAGCCGAAGACCUCUCAGAUAUCCUCGAGCGUGUUGUACUUGGACUCCGGGAACUUCUACAUUGGACACGGCCCCAACUCCACAGCGAAUUCCUCCUGCUCCCUACUGCAGGAGGCCUUUCGACGAUAUUAUGACUACAUUUUUGGUGUCUACAAGUGGCACCAUCGCCCUGUUAAACUAAUGGCUGGAACGCAAUUACAGCAACUUCAGGUUACUAUUGUCUCGAACUCAGCGUGUGAUAGCUACCCCACCUUGGCAUCUGAUGAGUCUUAUUCCUUAAUUGUGAAAGGACCAGUGGCUGUACUGAAGGCACACCAAAUUUGGGGAGCAUUACGAGGUUUAGAGACCUUUAGCCAGUUAGUUUAUCAAGACUCUUAUGGGACUUUCACCGUCAAUGAAUCCAUCAUUACUGAUGCCCCAAGAUUUCAGUAUAGAGGAAUUUUAAUUGAUUCAUCCAGACACUAUCUGCCAGUUAAAAUUAUUUUAAAAACUUUGGAUGCCAUGGCUUUUAAUAAGUUUAAUGUUCUCCACUGGCACAUCGUGGAUGACCAGUCUUUCCCUUAUCAGAGUGUCGCCUUUCCUCAGCUAAGUGAGAAAGGAAGCUAUUCUUUUUCUCAUGUCUAUACCCCGAACGAUGUGCGGAUGGUGAUUGAAUAUGCGCGAUUACGGGGGAUUCGAGUCAUACCAGAAUUUGAUACCCCUGGACACACGCUGUCCUGGGGCAAAGGUCAGAACAACCUCCUGACUCCAUGUUUCGGCAACCAUAGGCAGCCUAAUUCUUUUGGGCCUAUAAAUCCUACUCUGAAUACAACUUACAGCUUCCUUACUACAUUUUUCAAAGAAAUUAGUACGGUGUUUCCAGACCAGUUCAUUCAUUUGGGAGGAGAUGAAGUGGAUCAUGGCUGUUGGGCAUCAAAUCCAAGUAUCCGAAAGUUUAUGAAGCAGAAGGGGUUUGAUACUGAUUAUUCAAAACUAGAAUCUUUCUAUAUGCAAAACCUUUUGAAUAUUGUUUCAAGCAUAAGGAAGAAAUCGAUUGUUUGGCAAGAAGUUUACGAUGAUGGAGCACAGCUUCCACCAGACACAGUAGUUGAAGUGUGGAAAGGAGAACUUUACAAACUCGAAUUAUCUCAAGUCACAGAUUCUGGUUUGCCUGUAAUCCUUUCUGCUCCUUGGUACUUGGAUUUGAUUAGUUAUGGACAAGACUGGAAAAAUUACUAUCAAGUGGAACCUCUAGAAUUUUCUGGUACUAAGAAACAGAAAGACCUGGUAAUUGGUGGAGAAGCUUGCCUAUGGGGAGAGUAUGUGGAUGCAACUAACCUUACUCCAAGAUUAUGGCCCCGAGCAAGUGCUGUGGCUGAAAGACUCUGGAGUCCAGCCGAGGUCAAAGACACAGGAGAUGCCUACAACAGACUAACAGGACAUCGCUGCAGAAUGGUCAGACGUGGAAUUGCUGCACAACCCCUUUUUACCGGAUACUGUGAGCAUGAGAAGAUAUGAAAAUGGACAGAAAAGGCUGCAGCAAUCCACUACAAUCAACUGAUUUAAAAUCAUAUAAAUCAAGAUUUGCUAGACUGUCUUUUGAAUAAAGCGUAUCUUUUUAUUGAUUGUAAUAUAAAAUGAGAUACAGGUUCAUAUAGAA
Ochotona princeps (American pika) is the source of this 1791-nucleotide messenger RNA. It is a transcript of the gene HEXB, whose product is annotated as hexosaminidase subunit beta. The record is from RefSeq and is a predicted model, not a curated record. Gene Ontology annotation, cellular component: membrane. NCBI's taxonomy places the organism in Eukaryota, Metazoa, Chordata, Mammalia, Lagomorpha, Ochotonidae. The coding region runs from base 51 to 1649 and encodes 532 amino acids. Gene Ontology annotation, biological process: glycosaminoglycan metabolic process; ganglioside catabolic process; carbohydrate metabolic process. Gene Ontology annotation, molecular function: beta-N-acetylhexosaminidase activity. The transcript is spliced from 14 exons.